Williopsis jadinii is the source of this 1422-nucleotide messenger RNA. It is a transcript of the gene KEX1, whose product is annotated as serine-type carboxypeptidase. The annotation marks the transcript as partial. Gene Ontology annotation, cellular component: trans-Golgi network. Lineage: Eukaryota; Fungi; Ascomycota; Saccharomycetes; Phaffomycetales; Wickerhamomycetaceae. Gene Ontology annotation, molecular function: serine-type carboxypeptidase activity. Gene Ontology annotation, biological process: apoptotic process; proteolysis. The transcript has a single exon. The record is from RefSeq and is a predicted model, not a curated record.
AUGAGGUGGUCGUGGGUGUUGUUUUUAAGUGUCAAUAUCCUCACCUGUGCACUGUGCUCUCCAAUUGGGCUCGGUGAGGAGGAGGGAAGCGGUGAUCCAAGCACUCCUGGGCAGAAAUACCAGGUCCUUGACUUACCAGGCCUGGCCAACGUCCCAGAAGAACUGAGACCCGUAAUGCAUGCUGGACAUAUUGCACUGGACCCAAGUGAUGUUGCAAAUUCGACAAAGCUCUUCUUUUGGAAGUUCCAGAAGCAGGAUGUUGAGUUCAACAGAACAAUCUUUUGGUUGAACGGAGGCCCUGGUUGUUCUUCUAUGGAUGGUGCGCUUAUGGAGACGGGCCCGUUACGCGUGGACGGUUCCGGGAACCUAAACAUCAACACCGGGUCGUGGUAUGAGGGUGCUGAUCUGAUAUUUGUCGACCAGCCUGGUGGGACUGGCUUCAGUACAACGAAGAACUACGAUACUGAAUUGAGCCAAAUUGCAGCCGAUUUUGUAACGUUCUUGACGGAGUAUUUCAAGGUGUUUCCUGAGGAUAAAGACAACGCGAUCUUCUUGGCUGGCGAGAGUUAUGCUGGUCAGUAUAUUCCUUUCAUUGCGGAUGCGAUUCUGAGAUCCAACAAGGUGGAUGGCUCAGGUUUCAACCUCGAAGGACUUCUCAUUGGUAACGGUUGGAUAGAUCCAAAUGUUCAGAGCAUGAGUUACAUCCCAUAUCUUCUCGAUGCUGAGAUUAUCCACCCAGAUGAUGAUUUCAUACCAUCGCUGUUGAAACAACAGGAGAAAUGCCAAAACGAUGUCAACAAUGGCAUAGGUAAGGAGAAAUUCUACGUCAAUAGUUGUGACCUGAUCCUCUCCAAGAUCCUGAGCGCAACAAGGGACAAGACUAAGCCAAAGGAUGAACAGUGUAUCAACAUGUACGACACAAGACUGAGAGACUCGUAUCCAAGCUGUGGUAUGAAUUGGCCACCAGAUUUACCUAACGUUCAGAAAUGGCUACGUGAUGUAGCUGUGGUGAAGGCCUUGAACCUUGACCCUAAUGACGUUGCUGAGUGGAGAGAAUGUGAUGGGCAAGUGUCCAAGUACUUGAAGAAUAGUGAAUCGAAACCAAGUAUCGAACUAUUGCCUGGCUUGCUGGAGCAAUUGAACGUUGUUCUAUUCAACGGUGAUAAGGACAUCAUAUGUAACAACUACGGUGUGCUUGAUUUGAUCUCCAAGAUGACGUGGAACGGUGCCUUGGGAUUUGAUGACGAUGCAGAGGAGUUUGACUGGAGGUAUAACGGCUUAUCUACAGGUACUGUUAAGCAUAGUAGAAACCUGACUUUCAUUGACAUCUUUGACUCUUCCCACAUGGUUCCCUUCGACAAGCCUGAGGAUUCCAGAGGCGUGUUUGACCUCAUAGUUGGAAAUUACAGGCUGAUAGAGUCU